This is a messenger RNA of Acaulospora morrowiae, 312 nucleotides long. NCBI's taxonomy places the organism in Eukaryota, Fungi, Glomeromycota, Glomeromycetes, Diversisporales, Acaulosporaceae. The record is from the annotation of a GenBank genome assembly.
AUGGAGCUUGCAAAGGUUGCAUCAAGAAUUUUGGGAAAAUCCACCUUUGUCAGUAGUUUUGAAUGUCAAAGCAGUGCUAGUGCAGAUAGAAAGGGUGACGGGCGGCUGGGAAGACAGUCAGAUAUUAUGUUCAUAAUGAAACGUGGUGGAAAAAAUUACGAACUUUUAUAUACUGAAUGUUCAUGCCUGACUUGUACAACACAAAAGAAAAAAGACGAAGUGAAGUUGUGGCGUAAGAUUAAUGAUGGUAUAUAUUGGACUCGUAAGAGUUGUAAGCCUGAUAAGGAUGAAUUUGGUAUUAUUGGAGUAUAG